Molecule: messenger RNA, 1374 nt
Organism: Lotus japonicus
Lineage: Eukaryota; Viridiplantae; Streptophyta; Magnoliopsida; Fabales; Fabaceae
Product: hexokinase-1-like
Exons: 1
Coding region: 22-1374 (450 amino acids)
Biological process (GO): glycolytic process; intracellular glucose homeostasis; glucose 6-phosphate metabolic process
Cellular component (GO): mitochondrion; cytosol
Molecular function (GO): fructokinase activity; glucokinase activity; mannokinase activity
Source: RefSeq, a predicted model, not a curated record
GAGGUGGUGGUGCGCCACCGCAUGAUAAGGUCGAGGAAGUUGGCUCGUGCCAUGGCUAUUCUGAAGGAGUUUGAGCAAGAGUGUGGAACUCCAAUUGAGAAGCUGAGACAGUUGGGUGAUGCCAUGGAAGCUGAGAUGCAUGCGGCGGGUGAAGGUGGCGGCAACAGCAAGCUGGGCAUGUUGAUGAGCUAUGUCGAUAAUCUCCCAACUGGGGACGAGGAAGGACUCUAUUAUGCACUUGAUCUUGGUGGCACAAACUUUCGGGUCAUUCGUGUACAUUUAGGUGGGAAAGACAAAGGUGUUAUUGGCCAAGAAUUUGAAGAAGUUUCAAUUCCUCCUCAUUUGAUGUCCAGUUCUUCACAUGAACUCUUUGAUUUUAUAGCAGCAACUCUUGCAAAGUUUGUUGAUUCAGAGCCUCAAGGUUUUCAUGGUAGACAAAGAGAACUGGGUUUUACUUUCUCAUUCCCAGUUAAGCAAACAUCAAUUGCAUCUGGGAAUCUAAUAAGGUGGACUAAGGGUUUCAAUAUUGAAGAUGCAGUUGGGGCUGACGUUGUGAGAGAAUUAACUAAGGCGUUGGAAAAAAUAGGGCUUGACAUGAGGGUUGCCGCUCUUGUUAACGACACAGUUGGAACAUUAGCUGGAGGCCGGUUCUACGAUCAAGAUGUGAUUGCAGCUGUGAUUCUGGGGACGGGGACAAAUGCAGCGUACGUAGAUGAUAAUGAUAUGGUUAUAAAUAUGGAGUGGGGUAGUUUCGAUUCCGAAUAUCUUCCUCUAACGGAAUACGAUCAAGCUUUGGAUGCUGAGAGCUUGAACCCUAGAGCGCAGAUUUAUGAAAAACUGAUUUCCGGCAUGUAUUUGGGAGAAAUUGUGAGGAGAGUUUUGUUGAGGAUGGCUCAACAAGCCGAAUUUUUUGGAGACAUUGUACCUACUAAGUUGAAGGUUCCUUUCAUUCUUAGGACACCGGAUAUGUCGGCGAUGCACCAUGACACAACUCCAGAUUUGAAGAUGGUCAGAAACAAAUUGAAGGAUGUAUUGGGGAUCUCUAACACAUCCCUAAAAAUGAGGAAGAUUGUGGUGGAACUAUGCGACAUUGUAGCUAGUCGCGGCGCUCGGCUUGCUGCUGCCGGUAUUUUGGGAAUCCUUAAGAAACUAGGAAGGGACAUUGUUAAGGGCGAGGAGAAGCAAAAGUCCGUCAUAGCAUUGGAUGGAGGACUGUUUGAGCAUUACACUGAAUUCAGAACUUGUCUGGAGGGUACACUUAAGGAGUUGUUGGGAGAUGAGGUAGCUAAGACCAUUAUUCUUGAGCAUGCUAAUGAUGGCUCGGGCAUUGGAGCAGCUCUCUUAGCGGCUUCUCAUUCACAGUAUUUGGAUUGA